Molecule: messenger RNA, 2873 nt
Organism: Onychostoma macrolepis
Lineage: Eukaryota; Metazoa; Chordata; Actinopteri; Cypriniformes; Cyprinidae
Product: complement factor H-related protein 4-like
Exons: 7
Coding region: 69-1091 (340 amino acids)
Source: RefSeq, a predicted model, not a curated record
GGACGGUUGCUUUUUAUCUGCAUUACACAGACUUCAGAGAUUCAUAUCACCACCACUCUUAAGAGUUCAUGAAUACAUCUUUUGGAAAACAGCUUAAAAUGAAAUAUUAUGAGAUAUUUCUCUUUCUUCUAUUAAUGAUCAUGGCUGUCUCAACAAAUGCUCAAGAAGUUACCUGUGAGGGGGAACAACUCAUCAAUGUUGACAUUUUAACUGGACAUCCAGGUAUCGUUUCACCUUAUAAACCUGGACAUGUUUUAGUUUUUCGCUGCACUGAUGUGAACCUGAAGAUGCACGGACAACGAACGAUUGAAUGCCUGUCAAAUGGAAAAUGGGAUCAGCCAUAUCCGAAAUGUGAAGAGAUUAGAUGUGAAGCUCCACGUGACCAGCAUGUCUAUAGGUCAUACGAAUACUUCAGAGGAGAUAUGAAACUAGGAGCAAGAAGAUCUUACCGCUGUGAGUCUGGGUAUGAGAAAAUGGCAGAAGACGCCACAUGUACACGAGACGGAUGGACACCAAAUCCACUGUGUGCUAAGAGUGGAUGUGAAGCUCCACGUGACCAGCAUGUCUAUAGUCCAUCCCAAUACUUCAGAGGAGAUAUGAAACUAGGUGCAAGAAGAUCUUACCGCUGUGAGUCUGGGUAUGACAAAAUGGCAGAAGAGGCCACAUGUACACGAGACGGAUGGACACCAAAUCCACUGUGUGCUGUCUCAGUGAAAUGUGGGCCACCGCCACGAGUGAACAAUGCAGAUACAGUAGAAAUGACAAAAAAGGAAUACAAUACAGGGGAGAGAGUUGAAUACAUCUGCUUUAACAAAUACAUAUUGGAUCAGCGUCACUCUUUCACCAAAUACUUGACUUGUCAGCAAGGCCAGUGGACAGGAAAUGUUAAGUGUUUAAAGCCCUGUACAGUGACGAAGGAGUUAAUGGCUGAAAGGGGUAUAGAUUUGGCCUAUGUUAAUCAACAAAAGAUGUUUGCACCACAUAAUGAUCACAUCACCUUUGUGUGUCUGAGGGGCAAAAAUCCAGUAGGUAUUACUGACUUCAGACAAAAGUGUAAUGAUGGAGAGAUCAAUUUGCCUGAGUGUGUGUGACAGUGGAAAUAAAACAUAGAUGAAGCAUCAGCUGUACUAUUAAGCAAAAAACAAAUGAGCAGAUCAAAAUAAAUUUAUCCCAAAUCAAUUUGUAUGUUUUGGAUUUCUUGCAAGAAAAAGACAAAACCAAACAAACAAAAAAUUAAAGUACUAAAUAUAAAAUUCUUUAGAUGUGCAAGUAUGAAAAUUAUAUUAACCUUUUAACUAGGGGUGUAACGAUACACUAAUGCCACGGUUUGGUUUGGUUCACAUUUUUGGACCCACGGUUCGGUUCUGUUUGUUGUGGGGGGCUAGGGUCUAAGAACACUAGAUUCCCUUUUAACUUAAUUAUAAUAAUAAUAAUAAAACACUAAUAAUAAAUACAGCUGUGUAAGGUCCACGCACUUGGCCCAAAGAAGGUAUCAAAUGCUGGAUGAAGGUUUCCUGCGUGUUCGGGCUUUUCAGCACGCAAAGUUAUUAAAUUUAGGUUAAAUUCAAAUCUGACUCCAUUUUAUUAUCUAAUCUGACUCCAUUUUAUAAUGACCUCGCAUUUGGGUUAGAAUGGCAAUUGCUACCAUUCAUAGGAUAAUUUAUCUAGACAUCUGAUUAUUCUAUUUAUUCUUUAAUAUUAUUGUACUCGUUCAUUCGGGUGCUCAUGUCGCACAAAGAUAUCGCUUCGGCCGUUAUUAGCAUAUCUUACGGUCACAUUCUUGUCAGUCUUGGUUAUUAAACAGAGGUAAUUGGCUAAUACUGUAGACGGCCGCUCCUGUGCUUGCUCAUUCUAAAAGUACUUUUAUUUAGCCCCCAUAGAUUUGUACACACUUGAAUAAAGCAACAGUAUUUCUAGCCAGAGGCCACGACCGCUACUAUAGAUAUAAGCCGACCAACAUUACUUUCCCUGAUAGUAGCUUUAGUAUGGUCAUACCAUGGUUUCCCAUGUACACUUAGCUAGAGUAAUAUUACAAUAAACAGAGGUUAGGCUCACCCUCUUUAGGUUGGUCGAACAACAUUCAGUUGACCUAAACGGAAAUUCACUAUAAGCCCUUACAAUCUAAGUACACUUGAACUAAUACCAAGUGUUAGCCAUAUCCCUAAGUAUACAGUUGGUGUGCCCUAUGCUCCAUCUCAACUGAAUUUUUGUCCGUUACUAACCUGACGCAGGAAAUGUGGUAACAAGGAUACAUUGUAAUUUACUAGAGUCAAUAAUUACAGAGUAAAACAGAAUAAAAUCAAAUGUAACAAUUUAUUAUUAAUCAGGUAAAUAUGUAUUAUGUCAAUUACAAAGCCAAUUCAAAGAUAUCAAAUCAAUAUAAGAUAUCAAAAUCUCAAAGAUGAAUCUGAGAGUAAUAUGCAUACCUGACUUGAGAAAAAUACAUAGUAUGAACACACUUCAUAUACCACGGGCUCAUUCUGACUACAGAAGGCCCUGAUCUUCUUGCAAGAUUUCCUUAAGGAACUCUGACCAAGAUAAACAUCCCCCGAAAUGGAGACAGGAACUAACCAUUUGAAUUUGCAUUGAUCAAGUAGAGUUAUCACCUUUUGGGACAGAAGGUAAUUUGCAUGAACGGCACUGGGAACUGACCCGCCCUCUACAGUGUGCAAAAUAGCCCUAAACUCUUAGGAUCUGUAUUACCUUUUAGUUUACUUCUUGUAAGAAUGAGAACAUUGUACCAGACGCCCUGAGACAAUUCAAAUGAUACCAAACGUGACUGCAAAUAUCACCUGCAUUCAUGUAGAAUAUUAUAUCCUACUUGUUACGUCUGGGGACGUAUCUCUCUCUCUUUCUCUCUCUUUUUCUCUCUC